ACGCAGUUGCUCUCUUGUCACUGCUGCUCUUUGGCGGCGGUGAUGCUAUCCCGGAGCGCCUCGGCUGCCCUGGCCCCUGCCCACUGCCUCAUGCCCGGCCUGGGAUGGAUCUAGAGGAGGCCUUGCAGGUUGUCGGUGAGUUCGGCCCGUACCAGAAGCAAGCUGUAGUUGUCCUCGUUUUAACCCAGGUGUAUAUGGCCUGCCAAUCUAUGCUCAUUGUUCUGGUGGGCACUACUCCUCCGUACCAGCUCAGACAACUGGACAGCGCCACCCCCAGCCCUGAGGAGCACAGCCCACAAAUCGUCUUCACCGAGGACGUAGACAGUAUAGUGACUGAGUGGUUUUUGAUCAAGCAGCAGGCGUAUAAAGUGAGCCUUGCCGGAUCGCUGUUCUUUUUUGGGCUCUUGCUUGGUAAUGUAAUCUUUGGACCACUCUCUGAUAAAGUGGGCAGAAGGCCAGUGUAUUUGACAGGCCUGUUUUUUGAGGUGCUGUUCGGUUAUGUCACUGCUUUAGCUCCAAACUAUGAAGUGUUUGCGGCCUCUCGUCUCCUGGUCGGACUCAUGAAUGGGGGCAUCGGCCUCGUGUGCUUCGUCCUCACACAGGAAUAUGUGGGAAAGUCCUACUGGGCCAUGACUGGAACUUUAGCCAGUAUGACGUUUGCGGUGGGAAUCUCUCUGUUCGGAGCCCUGGGUUACCUCAUUCGCCCAUGGAGGAGUCUAGCUAUGGCGGCUAACUCUAUGGGUGUGCUCUUCUUCCUCCUUUCUGUUACCCUGCCUGAGUCUCCCCGCUGGCUAUAUUCCCAAGGCCGCAGAGAGGAGGCCGAAGAGGUGUUGCGCUACAUGGCUGUGAGGAACGGUAACCCUGCCAACCACCUGGUGCUGCAGCGGGUGGGAGCUGCCAGAGCGGGCCCCAGCGGAAGGCCGUCUGUGGGGGUGCUGCAGCUACUCCUUCAUCCAGUGCUACGUCUCAGGACCCUGGUGCUCAUGUAUGUCUGGUAUGCCUGCAGCCUGGUGUACUAUGGUCUGACGCUGGGAGCAGGAGAGACUUCAGGAAAUCGCUUUGUUAAUGUAGCUAUGUAUGGCCUGGUCGAGCUGCCCGCCUACCCGCUCUGCAUCUACUUCAUCAACAAACACUGGGCCGGGCGGAGGAAGAGCAUGGCCGGCUUCCUGGGUCUGGCUGGUUCGGCCUGUCUCCUCACAAUGUUCAUCCCUCAAAACACAGAGAUGCUUUUGAAUGUUACCUCUUUGGCGCUGCUGGGCAAACUCAUGGUCAGCGCUGCGUUCAAUAUCACCUAUGUCUACACCGCAGAGCUCUACCCAACAGUGAUCAGAAAUGCCGGUUUGGGAGUGUGUUCUAUGUCAUGUAGAUUUGGAGGGAUCCUUGCCCCGUUUGUUCCCUCUAUGCGCGCCCUGCACCAGUCCAUGCCCUUCACUGUGUUCUGCCUGAGUGGACUCACUGCUGGCUGCCUGGGCCUACUGCUGCCGGAGACUCUGAACCAGCCUGCAGCCGAGACCCUGGAGGAGCUGGAGAGACCCGCACCACACAGAGUACUGGAGAGCAAGCCUCUUUUGUAUGAAGACACAUUGUGAACAUCAUCAGGAGAAACGUCUGAAGCACAACUGAACAUUCCAUGGGGCUUUCAAAGGACGACAGCAUCUGUGGACGACUACGGAUGGACCGUACAACCAUGGCAUUCUGGUCCAUCAUAGUUCACGAGAAAACCAGUUUGAAAUACCUCUUUUUGAUACAUUUCCCUUAUAAUGGGAAGAAGAACUGUGGCAAAAUUGUGAAAAAUUUACCCAAACCAAUACGAGUUUCCACAUUCCUUACAUAUUAUGAUGAGUACAGUGGCCAUGUUAGGUCGAUCUUAGUUUAUCAGUGAUGGAUGUGCCAUUUUGCAUCUUACAGUGACCAUUUUAUGUUGUUUUUAUUCUUUUGAUACUUGUCUCUAUGAAGAUGGUAUUUAUCUGCCUAGAUGCUCCACAGUGUGGCAUUAAAUGUAUGUGUAGCUAGCUUUAUUUUCAUUCCAGCUAUUUUUAUUUUACAAAAAUGCCUCGAAAAAUAUUAAUUCUUGCGAGCAAGAUGCCUUUCCAAAGAUAUGACUUUUAACUAUCCAUGAAGAUGGAUAGGUUUAAUGCCAUACAGCGGGAUAUUCUAGGCGUGCCACUAACAUGACAUUGGAGGCUUGGACCCUCCAUCAGAAAGGUUACACAAUGCACCUUUAAGUUGACACAUUACAUUCUUCUUGAGGCUUGGUUAAAGUGCAUGUGACUUUAGGUUAGAAUACUCAUCUCUUUAAAACAGAGUUAACAUCUUUAUAUUUAAGAUUUUACUGAAAUCUUGCCUAGUUUUUUUUUUUUUUUUUUUUUUCCCCAAGUGUCAUUUUAGUGAAGUUUAUCAUUUUACUUCUUAGUUGGACACGGGGAGCACAUAUCACAUAUGUAGAGGUAUGUUACCUAGCAACCAUAAUGUUGACAAGGAACAGAGCGUGUCUAAAUGACACAGUAGUAAUGAUUAAACUAAAAAAAUGACAACACCUUUAUUUUGUUAAAGGUAGGUUCAUACUGUCAGAAAAAUGUGAGCAAACUGUCUCUGUAUUUUGGAUGAGUUGGUGACAGCUGAUGUAGAAGGAUUCUGUUUUAGACCUCACAGCUGUAUUUUACAACUUUUUGUUUUCUAAAUUUCUAAACUACCACUUAGGUGCUGUAAAGGGAUAAAUAUUUACCACAGGGACUAUCACACCAAACCAAGUCAUAAUAAAAAAAUCUAUAUAUGCAUCUGUCCAAUGCACUUUAAAUUAUGACUUGAUUUCACUGUUUGUAGAAAGCUGUAUUUGUUGUAGUGUUUUAAUUGGCUCUGUGCACAAUAGCACCCGGAAACCUCACUGUUAGCGUCACUGCUUCCUGUACAGUUUUACCUCUAUGAGGUUUUUGCUGAGUCACGAUCAAAUUAAUAAAUAUUUAAAGGUCAAACAGUGGAUGGGGAGCUGCAGGUGGAUGUACCUGACAACAUGUUAAACACUACACAAAUAAAAUGAAUACUUCACCCGAGGCACUUCUGUGUUUAGAAAGAGACAUGUUAGUGUCUCAAUGCUAAUGCUCAUUUUGAGGCAUAAUAAAUAUUAAAACACUGAUGUAUUUGAGACAGUGCGCUACCUAGUGUGCUAUUGUGCAGUCUACUCUUUUUUUUUUUUUUUUUUUAAUAACUGAAUGCUUCUUUGUCUGAUAUACAGUACUGCAUUAUGUACUUUAAAUACCAUCCACAAUUACAUUUCCUAAUUUCCUAAAAUGGACACCACAUAGUGCUGUUUUGAAUCUAAGACUGAAAACUCCACUUUGCACCUUAUCCUUCUAGACCAAUGGGACUGAAGCCCGGUCUGUACUAAAGCUGCCUCUUGUGCCUUCUAAGACAUGAACACGUAAUAUUUCCAGUGUUUAAGAGUAAUUUAAAGUUUUAUUCUCAUUUUGACUGUACUGUCACGUGUAAAAUGUAUGUUGUGAAUAGAAUUGUACAUUGUCUAAUUAUUUGUCUGUGUUAAAGGAGAAUUUUAGC
This is a messenger RNA of Periophthalmus magnuspinnatus, 3552 nucleotides long. It is a transcript of the gene slc22a15, whose product is annotated as solute carrier family 22 member 15. Gene Ontology annotation, cellular component: membrane. The coding region runs from base 105 to 1589 and encodes 494 amino acids. Gene Ontology annotation, biological process: transmembrane transport. The record is from RefSeq and is a predicted model, not a curated record. The transcript is spliced from 13 exons. Gene Ontology annotation, molecular function: transmembrane transporter activity. Lineage: Eukaryota; Metazoa; Chordata; Actinopteri; Gobiiformes; Gobiidae.